AUUAUCUGAACAGCGAAAAAUCAAUAUUCUCAAACUAUAAAUGUUACAUGACUGCUCAAACAUCAGUAUCUAAUUUACAAUUUCCUUCAAGUUCGACUACUCUUGGAGAGUUAGAGAGGAAGAACAUCGCUAACUCUCAGAGGUCUGCGGCCUCUGAGAGGUUUGCAACCUCUGAAAACUUCUCGCCAUUCCGCUGCUUUCUGGCAGGUCUAACAUGGAUCUUGACAAUUCUUCGCUUCACCAGGAAAAACAGAGUUUCGACAGAAUUUGGUACAAAUCCGAAAUCUGUUCCGAAGCUAAUCAAAGUAAAACCAGCAGCAGCGAAUAAACCAAUUCCUUCUGUUGGGAAUACAUCUUCACAUGAUGAUGUCUCGCAGGCAACACCCAGAACAUACAGAAAUGGCUGUGAGCGGAGGAAACAGAAUUCCAUUCCUAAAUUGGAUUCUGGAAAUUCACAACCUUCUUCAUUGAGCCGAUGUUCCACACCGCAAGACAAACCAGAAAGAGCUCUGAAUCGAACACCAGAUUCGCCAGCAAAAUCUGGGCAAGAAAAUAACAAGGAGGUUAAGAUCAAUACUCCGUCAUGUGAUGAUGUGAAAUCCACUACUUCUGUGAGACCAAAAUCUAUGCAGAAGAAAAAAAAGCAGAGAGAUGAUUGCAGAUCACCAUAUCUGGUACAUCCUACCGAAAUGAUUCGAGCAAAACCUCAGACAGUUCGCACUGCUCUGAAAGAAAAGAUCUCGAAUAAAGUGGUUGAAUCUCCAUCUCCACGUUCUGCUCCUGUCUCCACCAUUAAAAAUAAUGGUCAAAGUGAGACAACAAAUAAAUCAGAAGAUAGCAAACAAUUAUCUUCUGAGAAUCCAGUCAAUCCUGGAAACAAUCCAGAUGACUCACAAGGAAAAACAUCAAGCCCUGUGAAUGAUUCCCCAACUUCUGAGCCACUUUCACUGAACAGUGAACAAGAUGAGCCAGUCAAGAAGGAUGGGGAUGACAAAGAGUUGACUGAGGAAACACCAGCCAGGCCUGAAUCUCGUUUCUUCCAUUACCAACCAAAGCUCUUGGGUCAAAUUUCGACCUUCCGAUUCAAGAGAAAAGAUGGGACAGACGGACAUGUAGGAUGUGGCGAUCCUGCAACUCAAUGGGUCUUUGGUCCAAAAAAGCCAUCUCCACCUUCGGUUUUCCUGUCUAUCAAUUUCAAAGACCUGGGUACAGUGAAAAGAGAUGGUGGACAGUCAUCCAUAUGGUCGCAAUUUGGAACCACAGAAACCACACCACGUCUUGUCAAAGACUAUACUCCUGAAGUGACAAAAUCAUCUCAGUCGAAGAAAAAUUUGGCAGAUGCAUUCAGAUUUCCUUUUCGGGUUCCAUCAAGCCCCGAAGCUCGUUCUUCUUACUUCCAGAGGAAAAUCUUCGGAUCUGCAAUUGAAAACCCUCCCCCUCCAACACCAUCAGUUUCUUUCAGUUUUGGACAAGCUUUUGAGACUCAACCAACACCCAGAGAAAGUCUCAUCGAUUGCCAAAGAAAGAACUUCGGUUAUUGGAACGAAACACCACCACCGUCAGCUCGUUCGUUUUCUGACGACCAACAAGAGAUUGGCUACAGAGAAGGAAUAGACAGAACGGUACUAACCAAGCCUGAUCCUGGACUUGAUUAUGAGUUGACUAAUUUCCAACAGUACGAGUCGGAAUCGAACGUUUCAUCUCCAGAGUGUCAUGUUCGUUUCUUCAACGAUGGCGUGGAAGUAUUUCUUGAAAAAACUCCACCGAGAUCUGGAAGAAGGCGACGAAAUACUUCACCACCUGCAAGAGAUUCUCCCAAAAUCGAGGAAAUUGGAGAUGGCGAAAAAAUUCCAACAAAAGCUGAAUCAAGACCUGAAAGCAAAUUGACUGAUUUGCAGGAAAGCAGCUCGGAAUCAGAGGUUGAGACUCAUGUUCGUUUCUUCAACGAUGGCGUGGAAGUAUUUCUUGAUAAAACUCCACCAAGAUCUAGGAGGAGGCGAAGAAAGACUUCAGCGUUCGCAAAUGAUUCUCAAACUUUUGGUUCUUCCAGAAUGGCACAGUAUGCAGCAGUCAAGGAAAUUGGGGGAGUCGAUAGAAUACCAUCGAAGACUUAUUCUGGACUCGAAAGCAAAUUGACUGAUUUGCAAGAAAAGAACUCAGAGUCUGAUAGAGAAUCUCCAAUAUCCGAUUCUCAUUUCUUUGAUGAAAAAUCAGAAGAAUCCAAGAAAAUUGAUGAUGUCAAGCAGUCUAGAAGUCAAGCAAAACCUGAAAACAUCUUGGGUGAUUUGCAAGAAAAGACUUCAGCGUCUGCAGAUGAUUCUCAAACUUUCGAUUCUUCCAAAAUGGAACAGGAUGCGGCGGUCGAGGAAAUUGGUGAUGGUGAUAAAAUGCCAUCAGAGUUACCAUCAGAAGAGAAGACAACCGGUGAUAACACCACAGACUCGGCCGAGUAUAAACCGGAACAUAGUGAUUUGCAAGAAAAGACUUCAGUCACUGUGGCUAAACCUUCAACUUCCUCUCCCAUCUCUCUGAACAGAGAUCAACAGGAAUCAAGCAAGGAGGUUGAAGAUGUCAAAUCAUUGUCGUCUGAGGCUGAAUCAAGACCUGAAAGCAAAUUGACUGAUUUGCAGGAAAGCAGCUCAGAAUCAGAGGUUGAGACUCAUGUUCGUUUCUUCAACGAUGGCGUGGAAGUAUUUCUUGAUAAAACUCCACCAACAUCUAGGAGGAGGAGAAGAAAGACUCCAGCAUUCGCAAAUGAUUCUCAAACCGUCGGUUCUUCCAGAAUGGCACAGUAUGCAGCAGUCAAGGACAUUGGAGAUGUCGAUAGAAUACCAUCAAAGACUGAAUCUGGACUUGAAAGCAAAUUGACUGAUUUGCUAGAAAGGAACUCAGAGUCUGAUAGAGAAUCUUCAAUAUCUGAUUCUCUUUUCUUUGAUGAAAAACCAGAAGAAUCCAAGAAAAUUGAUGAUGUCAAGCAGUCUAGAGGUCAAACAAAAUCUGAAAACAUCUUGGGUGAUUUGCAAGAAAAGACUUCAGCGUCUGCAGAUGAUUCUCAAACUUUCGAUUCUUUCAAAAUGGAACAGGAUGCGGCGGUUGAGAAAAUUGGUGAUGGUGUUAAAAUGCCAUCAGAGUUACCAUCAGAAGAGAAGACAACCAGUGAUAACACCACAGACUCGGUCGAGUAUAAACCGGAACAUAGUGAUUUGCAAGAAAAGACUUCAGUCACUGUGGCUAAACCUUCAACUUCCUCUUCCAUCUCUCUGAACAGAGAACAACAGAAAUCAAGCAAGGAGGUUGAAGAUGUCAAAUCAUUGCCGUCUGAGGCUGAAUCAAGACCUGAAAGCAAAUUGACUGAUUUGCAGGAAAGCAGCUCGGAAUCAGAGGUUGAGACUCAUGUUCGUUUCUUCAACGAUGGCGUGGAAGUAUUUCUUGAAGAUACUCCCCCAAGAUCUAGAAGGAGGAGAAGAAAAACUUCAUCGUCUGCAAAUGAUUCUCAAACUUUUGAUUCUUCCAGAAUGGCACAGUAUACAGCAGUCAAGGAAAUUGGUGAUGACGAUAAAAUACCAUCAAAGUUACCAUCAGAAGAGAAGACAACCAGUGAUAACACCACAGACUCGGCCGAGUAUAAACCGGAACAUAGUAAUUUGCAAGAAAAGACUUCAGUCACUGUGGCCAAACCUUCAACUUCUCCCAUCUCUCUGAACAGAGAGAAACAAGAAUCAAGCAAGGAGGUUGAAGAUGUCAAAUCAUUGCAGUCUGAGACUCUGAUCCAACUCCAAUGCAAAUUAGAUGAUGUCGAGAAAAAAGUUUCAGUUUCUGAGACAAAAUAUCCAUCCAUUAAUGCAAUGCAGGAUCAGGAAGUUGGAAAUGAUUCGAAAUUCAUAUUUCGUAACAAAAGACUAGCAAAAUUGAAAGAACCCUUCAACCCGGAUAUAAGAAGACCGGACGAUGCUCAAAUGAUUGACAGAAAAAUGAAAAAAGUCCAUCGAAAACAUUUUUCUUCAAAUCUAUGUGGCAUAGCAGAAGGAGAGGAACCAUUGGAAGAAAAUCAUGGCGAUGGUUCAGGCACUCAUGUUAUAAACAGAGAGAAAGAACAGCGUUCUUUGCCCAUUGAAGCCUUUCGUAUGGAAGGCACAAAUUUCUCUUCGAAGCUUCGUGAUAUAGUCGAGGUGGAUGAGCUUGAUGAAGGCUGUGAUGAAGCCGACAACAUUGAGCUGAUCCAAAAGGCAAUCAAUCGACAACGAAUAUCACCAGGGAAAAAACCAAUGGGUGAAAACUCUGUCGAAACAUUGGAUAACGAAGUAGAGAAGGAGCUGAAUUUACCAAUUACAAGUCAGAAAGAAGAGAAUUCAACAACAUUGGAAAGAGAAAUUCCAAAUGAGUUGUUCGAAAAAGAGGAAAUCGAAGAAAAGAUUGAUAAAGGAGAAUUUGGCAACACAUUCGAAACACUGAACGGUGAAAUUCCACAAUGUAGUUCUGGAAAACAAUGGGGAGAUGGAAAAGAUCUAGAUGAAGAAGGAAGGAAAAGUGUUCAAGUAUUAGUUAUACAUGGUGAUUCGGAGAGUUGUGAAAGCGUUAGUUCAAGUGAAUUGUUGAGCGAAGAGGAAAUUCGGUAUUAUGCCAAUAGAGGAGAAUUCGAAUUCGACAAUACAGAAGAAAAUUCAACAACAACUUUGGAAAGAGAAAUUCCAAAUAAGUUGUUUGAAGAAGAGGAAAUCGAAGAAAAGAUUGAUAAAGAAAGUGGCAAUUCAGAUGCAACAUCAAGGAACAAGGUAGCAGUAGCAGAAAUUCCACAAUGUAGUUCUGGAAAACAAUGGGGAGAUGGAAAAGAUCUAGAUGAAGAGGAAGGAAGGAAGAGUGUCCAAGUAUUAGUUGUACAUGGUGAUUCAGAUCGCUGUGAAAGUGUUAGUUCGAGUGAAUUGUUGAGCGAAGAGGAAAUUCGGUAUUAUGCCAAUAGAGGAGAAUUUGAAUUGGAUAAUGCAGAAGAGAAUUCAACAACAUUGGACAGAGAAAUUCCAAAUAAGUUGUUUGAAGAAGAGGAAAUCGAAGAAAAGAUUGAUAAAGAAAGUGGCGAUUCAGAUGCAAGGCAGGACAAGGCAGCGGAACAAACUGAUCCGCCAGCCAAGAAACGAAAAGGAAAGUUGAAAGGUGUGCUCAAGGCAUUGAGAAGAAUAGUACCAAACCAGAAUAACGAGAAACAUCAGAUUCCUGGUAAAAAUGACAAGAUGGCAAAGAAAGGCAAAAUGGAUGGUGAUAAUUCUGUCGAAACGUCGGAUAAUAAAGUAGAGAAAGAACUGGAUUUACCAGUUAAAAGUCGGAAAGGUGAAUUCGGCAACACACUCGAAUCAUUGAACGGAGAAAUUCCACAAUGCAGUUCUGGAAAACAAUGGGGAGAUGGAAAAGAUCUAGAUGAAGAAGGAAGGAAAAGUGUCCAAGUAUUAGUUAUACAUGGUGAUUCAGAGCAUUGUGAAAGCGUUAGUUCGAGUGAAUUGUUGAGCGAAGAGGAAAUUCGGUAUUAUGCCAAUAGAGGAGAAUUUGAAUUCGAAAAUGCGAAAGAGAAUUUAACAACAUUGGACAAAGACAUUCCGAAUAAGUUGUUUGAAGAAGAGGAAAUAGAAGAAAAGAUUGACAAAGGCAAGUUCAAAGGUGUACUCAAGGCAUUGAGAAGAAUAAUACCACACAAACGUAACGAGAAAAAUCCGAUUCCCGGUAAAAAUGACAAGAUGGCAAAGAAGGACAGAAUGAAUGAUAAUGACUCAUCUUCUGGUGAGGAAAUCAUAUUUCUGACUGAGCCAUCUUCGAAAAAAGUUUCUCGUGUAAAAAAAUUCUUCCGUGCCUUGAGGAGAAGAUUUUAAUGAUUUUACAUUUCAGUGAAAUUUUAUGAAAAAUCUUCUUUUAUUUAUUUUAUGAUAUUGUUUUGGUUUCUUUCGCAUUUUUGUGAUGUUCCAAUACAAUAUAUUUUU
Styela clava is the source of this 5963-nucleotide messenger RNA. RefSeq lists its product as uncharacterized. The record is from RefSeq and is a predicted model, not a curated record. NCBI's taxonomy places the organism in Eukaryota, Metazoa, Chordata, Ascidiacea, Stolidobranchia, Styelidae.